This is a messenger RNA of Cornus florida, 788 nucleotides long. RefSeq lists its product as uncharacterized. The coding region runs from base 125 to 550 and encodes 141 amino acids. Lineage: Eukaryota; Viridiplantae; Streptophyta; Magnoliopsida; Cornales; Cornaceae. The record is from RefSeq and is a predicted model, not a curated record. The transcript has a single exon.
UAAAAAAAUAAAAAAAAUUGGGAAAUGGAAAUAGAUUGCAACAGCUUUCUUAAUGUGAGGCUCCAAUUUGCCUAAAUAACAUGGCCUCUAUCUACAACUACAAGCCUCACUCAUAGAAAAGACUAUGAAGAAAAAACCAGAGCUUGAAGAUGAUGAGCAUGAACUCGAAAUCCUCAAGGCCGUGGCACAGGCGUGGCAGGGUCACUCCAGCACUAGUCCACCCAGAGCCACCAACGAAUUUGAUGCACGUAGGCUAAAUUUCAAGAGCAAGCCCACCAGAUUCAAGCUCGAGGCCAUGAGCAAGCCAUCAUCGGCUAAGGACCAUGGCGUCGCAAACUGGGAUUUUGGGCAGUCACUUUUGGACUCCUAUGAAAUAGUGGCAGUGUCCAAGAGGUUAGAGGAAGGGCUGGUGUUGGACCACCACUCUAGCUUGGAGGACACAAUUCGGAUUAAUAAGAGGCGAAAGGAGAGUAAGAAUAGCCUGAGAAGUUUGUUCAAGCAGAUCUCUUCCAAGAGAUUUAAAGAAGCUGAUGUUCCUCAUCAGGAGUGACACAAUUUUGAUAUCUUUAUGGUUAGGUGCAGCAUUAUGCUAAUUUGUUAUGAAUUCCAUUUUCAGUUUAUCAGAAUUUUUUUUUUUUUUUUUUUUUUUUUUUCUUUUUCUUUUAGUGUUGAUGUUGAUAACAUUAAACAGAGACCUCAUUUGGGUGGAUUCUCUCUGAGAUAUUUUUUUUCUUGAUGUUGUUUGGAUGGAGGGAAAGUAUAGUGGUAGAUGAGCACAUUUGGUUCAA